This is a messenger RNA of Dama dama (fallow deer), 318 nucleotides long. RefSeq names its product small ribosomal subunit protein eS28-like. Gene Ontology annotation, molecular function: structural constituent of ribosome. The record is from RefSeq and is a predicted model, not a curated record. Lineage: Eukaryota; Metazoa; Chordata; Mammalia; Artiodactyla; Cervidae. Bases 27 to 236 code for a protein of 69 amino acids. Gene Ontology annotation, cellular component: cytosolic small ribosomal subunit; ribosome. Gene Ontology annotation, biological process: translation; ribosomal small subunit assembly; maturation of SSU-rRNA. The transcript has a single exon.
CACCCGACUGCCGCCGCGCCGCCAUCAUGGACACGAGCCGUGUGCAGCCCAUCAAGCUUGCCAGGGUCACCAAGGUGUUGGGCAGGACCGGUUCGCAGGGACAGUGCACGCAGGUGCGCGUAGAAUUCAUGGACGACACGAGCCGCUCCAUCAUCCGAAACGUGAAAGGCCCCGUGCGCGAGGGCGACGUGCUCACCCUGUUGGAGUCAGAGCGAGAGGCUCGGAGGCUGCACUGAACUUGUGACUGGGUGCUGGAUGUCUGGGUUGAUGCCGUGGCCCACCAGGAUUAUCUGCUGUUAAUAAAGCGUUUAUAUCGUA